Molecule: messenger RNA, 657 nt
Organism: Linum trigynum
Lineage: Eukaryota; Viridiplantae; Streptophyta; Magnoliopsida; Malpighiales; Linaceae
Source: the annotation of a GenBank genome assembly
AUGGAAGUGGAUUGCCAACAGAACAAAACAGUCCAUGAAUCUACCCUAGAAGCAGACACUAACAAAUCUGUCGUUACAGGGAGAAAACAGUGGAGCUCAGCCACACAAGACCCAAGCAAGAGGAAGGAACAUGGGAAACCUGAAAGUGCAAACACCAAAGGAAAAUCUUCAGAGCAGGAUAAAAUCAUUAGGAAAGAAAUUCAGAAAAUCUCCCCAGAAGGGGUGAAACAAAAGAGCAGGAACACUAUCUCAGAGAAAAAAGAAAGAGCUAGCUCAUCACAAAAGGAGCCAAAACAAAAACAGAUCAAGGUCUCGACACCUAAUCCACAGCAACCUGGACAGAGUGCUAGCAUGAAUGAUUCUAAAAUUCCUGCGGGGCAUGUUAAACCAGGAAAGGAAAAGGGACUAACCAAAGAAGCCAGCUCUGGCCACCAGCCAAAGAUGAAAACGCUAUCCUCUACAGCUUCAGGUAAAAUAUCAGGAAAGGCUGAAAAGGCUACACCAGAGAAGGGAAACAUCAAAGGAAGGAAAAUUGAAUUUGCCCUUAAACAGGCGAGUGCGAAGUCUGUGCUGGAAGAUGCUCAGCACCCUAAGGCCAUCUUCACUGAUGAGGCUAAAGGAAGUAGUGAGACGGCCAUGGCCGUCGAUCUUUGUUGA